Molecule: messenger RNA, 3753 nt
Organism: Plasmodium relictum
Lineage: Eukaryota; Apicomplexa; Aconoidasida; Haemosporida; Plasmodiidae
Gene: MUS81
Product: crossover junction endonuclease MUS81, putative
Exons: 2
Coding region: 1-3753 (1250 amino acids)
Biological process (GO): DNA catabolic process; resolution of meiotic recombination intermediates; double-strand break repair via break-induced replication
Cellular component (GO): Holliday junction resolvase complex; nucleus
Molecular function (GO): 3'-flap endonuclease activity; crossover junction DNA endonuclease activity; DNA binding
Source: RefSeq, a predicted model, not a curated record
AUGGAAGAAUAUAGUUCUGUUCAAAAGUUAAUUAAAAAUAAAAUUAGGAGAAAUUAUAGUAUACAUCCUCAAAAUGUCAUUUUUUAUGAUUAUUUUAAUAAUUUAAAAAGAAAGGCAUUAGCUCAAGGUCAUAAUAAUUUAGUUAUUUCUUUUAAAAAAAUUCUUAAUUCUAUUUUCAAAUAUCCAUUACCUAUUAAAAAUUGUUUUGAUGCAUAUAAAUUAAAAGGUGUUGGCAAGCGUUUUUCUUACUUUUUUGAAAAGGCAUUAAUACAAUCACAAAAUGGGAAUACCCACAAUGAUGAUAAUUGCGUAUCCAAUGUAGAUAACAUUCAUAUUAAUAAUCAUAUAAAUAAAGUUAUUAAAUGUUCUAAUGAUUUUUUAAGAGAAUUUAAUGAAAUAUGCAUUAUAAAAAAAAAAGAUGAUAUAUCAGAAGACGAUAUUAUUAUAAAAAAUUUAAAAGAAAUAGAAAAUGAUUACAUAAAUAAAGAGAAUAAGAAUUCUAAAUGCAAACUGAAAGAUAAUAAAAUAUAUAAUAACACCUCUCAUUUUAAUAGAAAUAAUAAUACCUUAUGCUUAACAAAUGAAACAGAUGAAUAUAACUGUGCUGAUUUUUUAAACAACAACACUAUUAUUUCAGAUAAUAAAAAAGAUAAGAAUAAAAUUUCUAAGGAAUAUAAAGGUGAAUCAAUAAGUAUAUUAUCCUAUCCAAAUGAACAUGAAAAAACUAUUUCUAAUUAUAAAAAAUGUUUAGUGAAAAAAAACAGUCAAGUAAAAUUAAAUGAUCUAGAAAAAAACAUUCUAAUUGUUAUUGAUAAAUAUAGUCAUUUAUAUGAAGAAAAUGCGAUGAGAAAGGAAGAAAUAAAUAUCGGAUUUAUAAAAAAUUAUAAAAAAUCAGUAGAUAUAAAUUUUAGAUCAUUAAAUAGAUUAACAAAGUUAGAUUUAAUAAAAAAAAUAGAGCAUAUUGAAAAUGAAUCUUGUAAAACUCCAAAAAAUAAAAUGAAAUUAAAAAUUGUUAAUAAAAUGAAAUUAACAGAAAAAGGAAAAAAAUAUUUAGAUGAAGAAAAAGAAAAGUUAUUGAAAACAAAGUUAACUAUAAAAUGUGAAGAUAAGGAAGCAUCUUUAAAAAUAAAUGAUUUAGAGGAAGACAGUUUACAUACAAGCGUAAUAAAAUUAGAAGAGAAUUUAAAGAACACGGAAAACGUAUCAAAAAAAAUAAAUGAGUUAAAGGAAAAUUUGAAAGAAGAAAUAAUUUAUUGUGAUACCAAAUAUAAUUAUAAGCCGGGCAAAUAUAAUGAAAAAAUAAAAGAAAAGGAUAUGGAUUAUAUUCCAUUAAUAGAAUAUGAUACUAAUAAAAUUGGUUGUUUAAAAAAAAAAAAAAACUUUUAUAACUGUAAUUCAGACACAGAGGAAAAAUUAAGCAAUAGUGUAAGAGAAAAUUUAGAAAAUAGUGAUAUCCUUAGAAAAGAAGAUAAAAAUAGUUCUUAUGCAAAUUAUAAUUUUUCUUCAGGUAUAAAUGCUGAGAUUGAAAAAAAUUGUCAAUAUUAUAAAAACAAAAAGUUUAUUGAUAAUGAAAGAGAGUUUAUGAUAUUAAAUAAUAAUACAAAAGAUUACUAUUUAAAUAAUAUGAAUAAGGUGCAUAUUAAAAAAAAAGAAGAUGAAACAAAAAUAACGAAAUGCAAGAAUAAUAAUCAAAAUAACGAAAACUUAAAUACUAUCGAAAAUAAUGAUAAUAUUAAAAAGGAGGAAUUAUAUGAAUGCUUAAAGGACUUUAAUUUAAUAGAAGAAAAAAAAAAAAAUAGUUAUUUUGAAAUAAAAAUGGAAAAUAAAAAAAAAGAAAUACAAAAUAAAUUAAAAUUAAGUUUAAAAGAAAGAUUAGAACAAAAAAAUUUAAAUAAAAGCUUGCCAAAUAAUAAUUCUAGUUUGUUAACUUGUUAUCCACCAAAAGAAGACAAUUUUAUUUAUAAUGCAAAAAUAGAGAUUAAUGAAAAAGAAAAAAACGCAAAAUCAGAAAAUUUGUUACGGUACAAGAAGAAAAGUGAAAGCGAAAAUAUUAUAUUAAAAGAAUAUGAAGAGAAUAAUACUAAUAUAAUUAGUACUGAUAUUAAUAAUAAAAGAAAUAAUUUAAUUACUGAUAAUAGUUAUUUUAAUCCUGAAAAUUUAAGUAAGGAUAAUAUAACUCCAAGUAUAGAAAUAAAAGAUCUAGAAGAAAGUAAUGGAGAAGUAAUCAUAUCUUCUAAUAAUAAAGUAGAAAAAUUAAAUUAUAAAAAUAUAUAUACAGUAAAUUGUGAUAACAGUAAAGGUAUCGGUAAUAAUAGCACUUAUGAAAAAAAAUAUAAUUUAAACAAUGAUUCUGAUGCUAGCACAAAAGUUAAAAAAAAAAUAAAUUUAGUAAAUAAUUGUGAGGAAAUAGAAUUAGCAUCAAUAGGGAAUAAAAAAAAUAAUGAUAAUCAAGGUAAAGACAUUAUAGAAAAUAUAGAAGAAUUUAGAAAAAAGGAUUAUAAUUAUGACAUAAUUGAAUUAUCUGAAGAAUCAUCUGAUAAACAGAAUAAUUCCUAUAUAAAUAAUUAUAUGAGAAAUAAUAAAAAAAAAAAGAGAAAUAGAAUUGAGUUGGAUGAAAAAAGCAAAAUGGAAAAUGGGGAUCAUGAUAAUAAUAAGGAAAAGAAUAAAGUAAGAAAAAAAAGAAAAGGAAAUGAAAGCAAAAUAAAAAUGGAAAACGAGAGUAGUCAAAUUAGAUAUGGGCCAUAUGAAAUAAUUAUGGUAAUUGAUAAUAGAGAUAUAUCAGGUUCAAAUUGUGAGUAUAACGAAAAAAUGAAAAAAAUAUUCAAAGAUAACAAUGUAAAUUAUAUAACGAGAAAUCUGCCGUUAGGUGAUACUAUUUGGUUGUGUAGGAGAGCAGUUUAUAUUGAUAAUUCAUCAGAAAAGAAAAAAACAAGAAAAAAGAGAAAAAAACAAGAAAAAGAUAGAAAUGAGGAAGAUUAUGUGAACAUUUUAAAUAAAAAUGAUGAUCUAGUGGUUGAUAAGGAGGAAGAAAACAUAAAAUAUGAAGAAUAUGUUUUAAAAUGGAUAAUUGAAAGAAAAACAAUAAAUGAUUUAAGUGCUAGUAUAAUAGAUGGUAGAUAUGAAGAGCAAAAAUAUCGUUUAAUGAGAUCAAAUGAAAUGUAUCAUAUAAUAUAUUUAAUAGAAAAUUGUAAUAACUCUUAUAAAAAUUAUAUGAACUCUUCAAAAAUUUCAUAUGAAACAUUAAAUAAUGCACAAUAUAGUACGCAACUAGUAAGUGGUUUUUCUAUACUAAAUAGCCAAAAUAUGAAACAUACUUUAUUUUUAUUAAGUGAAAUUCAUUUUCAAAUUGUAAAAAAUAUAAAAAGAUUUUGUGAAAUUCAAGAAAAUGAAGAAAUUCACAAUAGUGAGAAAUUAUCAAUGUAUUUAAAAAAUAAUUCAUGCCUAUGGGAAAAAUGGAAUAAUGAAUCAAAAAAAUCAAAAAAUAACAUUGUCAAGGAAGUAUUUGGAAAACAAUUAAGAUUAAUUAAUAUGUGUGGAUCGGAUGCUACAGAACUUAUUUUGUCCUUAUGGCCAACUCCUUUUAAGUUAAAUCAAGCACUUCAUAAAUAUACUCAUAACGGAAUAUUAGCUGAAAAAAUUAAAAGAAUUUAUAUAAAAAAUUACGAAAUUAAAGGGAAAAAAAAAAUUAAAUCACCAAUAGAUACACAAUUGAUAGCACAACUAAGACUAUUAUAUGCCCCUGAUUCAAUAUAA